UCAUUGCAUCUCGCCGAGCUAAUGGCGACCUAAGUAGCUGAGUUCCAUUCCACGUAGUGUCCAUCACCUCUCGCCACGGACUAUCGACACUAUCGAACUUGAACACAACACACACACACUUCCUCCUUCAGCCCACCCUCUCGUCGCAACGUCUCGGAGGCAAGGGCAAUCCACCCAGCAUCUGCACGUGAGCUGGUCGCGCAUGGCUCCAUCUCUUCGGUGGACUCCAACUUCCCAGCUCUAAUCUGCUAAUAAAUAAAGAUGAUGGUGAUGUUGAUGAUUAGCAAGCCCCACAUAUAAAUAAGUGUAAAUCUCCGGGCGUGUUCAAGCGACGUCCGCGGUGUUUGAUCGGAAAGGGAUGGCACCGAGGAGGGCGGACUGACCCGCGACCUCUUCCCCUGCCGCCACUUCUGCUACCCUCGCCGCCGCCGCCACCGCCGCCGCCGCCGCCAUGACCUUCAAGCAGACCAACAUCGAGGAGCUCUAUGACUUCUCCGAGGAGCUUGGGAGCGGGCAGUUCGCCAUCGUGCGCAAGUGCCGCGAGAAGAGCUCCGGCGUGGCGUACGCCGCCAAGUUCAUCAAGAAGCGGCGGUCACGCGCAAGCCGCCGCGGCGUGAGCGAGGAGGAGAUCCUGCGCGAGGUGGACAUCCUGCGCGAGAUCGCGCACCCCAACAUCGUCACGCUGCAUGACGUCUUCGAGAACCGCACCGAUGUCAUCCUGCUGCUUGAGCUCGUGUCUGGCGGUGAGCUGUUCGACUUCCUGGCGGAGAAGGAGUCGCUGACGGAGGAGGAGGCGCUGGACUUCCUGCGGCAGAUCCUGAGCGGCGUCGACUACCUGCACGGGCGCCACAUAGCACACUUUGACCUCAAGCCCGAGAACAUCAUGCUGCUGGACAAGAGCGAGCGACGGCCGCGCAUUAAGAUCAUCGACUUCGGACUGGCGCACAAGAUCGUGGACGGCAUGGAGUUCAAGAACAUCUUUGGCACGCCCGAGUUUGUCGCUCCUGAAAUCGUGAACUUUGAACCGCUGGGGCUGGAGGCCGACAUGUGGAGUAUUGGCGUAAUCACAUACAUUCUGCUGAGCGGCGCCUCUCCGUUCCUGGGCGACAGCAACGAGGAGACGCUCGCCAACAUCACAGCCAUGAACUACGACUUUGACGAGGAGUAUUUUGGCCAGACGAGCGAGCUGGCCAUCGACUUCAUCCGCAAGCUGCUCGUCAAGGACCCCAAGAAACGUCUUCUCAUCAAAGACACGAUCACCCACCAGUGGGUCAAGGGCAAGCAGCCGGCCCCGGCGCAGGCGGACCGCGACACCAGCAAGAAGGAGCGGCGCCGCCUCAAGCCGAGCCGCCUCAAGGAGUAUACGAUCAAGUCGCACUCGAGCAUGCACCCCAACAGCACCUACGUGGACUUUGAGAGGUUCACGCGGGUCGUGGAGGAGCUGGCCAGCAUGGAGGAGGGCCUGGGCGCGCUGCAGAAGGGCCGCCGGCGCCUGCGCGAGGAGCUGGGCGUGCUGCUGGCCGCGUGCAGCGAGACCGAGGUUCACCAGCGGCAGGCGGGCGAGGCGGCGCGCCAAGAGAUGUCGCGUGCCCGCUACGAGGCGCGCAAGGCGGACGAGGGCUGGCGCCACGCGCGCGACGAGACGCGGGCACUCGACGCGGCGAUCACGCACGUCGAGGGCCGCAUGGGCCGGCGCCAGGCGCAGCUGGAGGCGCUGGCGCAGGAGGUGGCAGCCGAGAUCACGUGGAUGCAGGAGGUGCUCGGCGAGGCGACUGCGGCGGCAGCGGCGGCGCCCCUGUCCAUCGUCGCCGGGAUCAACGGAGACUCGCACUGCUGAGACGCCGGGGACCGGGCCGCCGUGACGUCGCCGAGUUUGGUGUCGAUUUUAACUGGGGGGGGUUGGGGUGGGGGGUUUGUCCACCGUUUGCGGUGGGGCGCCGCAUGGUGGCUGACCGGCUCGGGCGAAGAGUCUCGCGUUUGGUGCGGUCGUCGGUGGGGAAAUGGCUGCUUGGGUGAUGGCUGUGGAUACAUUCGCAGCGGAGACAUCCACGGGGACCCUUUCACUCUUGAGACAUCAUAGACGUCUGUUUGUUUGUUGAACUUCUUUCGCACCGUACGUAGCCAAACGCGCUAAUCGGAGGUGCCGGGGAAGGACUGCAAACUUAAAACAACAUACUUGAUGGCAUCUUUCGUCCGCAUUUACUGUCGCACAUAUCGACUGAUGUGCUAUAUUGAAAUCUAAAGACCCUGUUACGAUAGCAUCAUAGGUUGUCUUGUUUGCUAUAGCAACAUCGGUAGAGCCAGUUACUGCAGUGAAGUCCAUGAAGGCCCAUUCACUAUGGUGAGGUUUGAGCACCCAUUUACCGCAGUGAAUCAAUUGGCGGCAUCAGACCUCUCUGCCAUCAGGACAUCAAUAUACCCAUUCGCUAUGACAUCAAUAGUGAACUGCUAAUCUGUUGAUCACUGUCGAUGUCGAGUAUCCAACAGAACCAUCAUAGCAACAUUCGUAGUCCAGCUUGGCAACAUCUUUAUAUCAGUUUACUAAUUGUGUCAUAUUUAGAAGCGUUUAAUGUGGUGAUGUUCAGAGAGCUGACAGCUAAAUGAUUUCGGAGCACUUUGGAAAUGGUUAAAUGGUCUUGUCUUUUAAGCCGCACUUUUAUCUUUUUACAUCUGCAGAGCCGUUUUCUCUCCCAGCGAGAGUGCCGGAGAGAAGGGGGGGGGGGAGUGCUGUUGGGCUGAUCUGGUGGCUAGUUUUGUACUUUGAGAAUCUGGAAUCUUUAUUUAUACUGCAGGAGGAAUCCGACGAGCCAAUGAAGCUCUUUUUAUCCACAGGUGGUCCUGUAUGGGCGGGUCGGCAAGUCACAACGGCAAACAAUACAACAACAACAAUGACAGGAGUGCAACAUCUAGAAAAUGCUAAGCAAGUCAUUUCGAUUUAAAGCUUUCGUGACUGCAGGGAUUCAUCUUCUUGGUUCUUUCGG
Molecule: messenger RNA, 2981 nt
Organism: Lethenteron reissneri (Far Eastern brook lamprey)
Lineage: Eukaryota; Metazoa; Chordata; Hyperoartia; Petromyzontiformes; Petromyzontidae
Gene: DAPK3
Product: death associated protein kinase 3
Biological process (GO): positive regulation of apoptotic process; intracellular signal transduction; protein phosphorylation
Cellular component (GO): nucleus; cytoplasm
Molecular function (GO): ATP binding; protein serine/threonine kinase activity
Source: RefSeq, a predicted model, not a curated record